This is a messenger RNA of Marasmius oreades (fairy-ring Marasmius), 1488 nucleotides long. RefSeq lists its product as uncharacterized. NCBI's taxonomy places the organism in Eukaryota, Fungi, Basidiomycota, Agaricomycetes, Agaricales, Marasmiaceae. The transcript has 5 exons. Bases 1 to 1488 code for a protein of 495 amino acids. The record is from RefSeq and is a predicted model, not a curated record.
AUGGGUCUCUUCGCCUACUUCAACGGUGCUGAGCCUCAGAAUGCUCCCAGUGUCGUGACCCACAGCGCUGAGAAGGCGAAGAAUUCAUUUGCUGACCCACCAGCUGGACAACCUACUCCGGACGACGUUCCUCUCCCCCAGUUAGCUAUCGCGGAAGCUUCGUCACCAGCAGAACCUCCCCCGAAACCUAAAGCACGACUUCUGUCGAUACCGACAUUCACAAGGCCCUCACCAUCUCACAAGGAGCACUCCAACAAACACAGGACCAUCUUGACUGGUGCACAGGAGCACGAGAGGGAGUCCAAUGUAGUAGUCGCGCUGUCAAAACGAAUCGCAUUCUCAAGGAGGUCCAAGUCGGAGAACCGGGCGAAGAAUACAGCCCUCAUGGUCAGAGACAUCAUCUCAGGACCUUCAGCAUCAUCUCCUACUGUCACCACUGCCAUCGCUAAACCCCGAAUGAGCAAGUUGAAAUCCGAUUUGUCCAAACCCAAGACCGCCAACAAAGUCAUCGCUCAACUCCGUGCUCUCCCACCUGCAGACAACACGGAUAGUCCCUCGAAAGACCGUGUCUCAUCAAUUAAAUCUUCCGUACCGAUUCAUGCCGUCUGCUUGGAACACUCCGAUGAGAAAGAAGAUGAAUUACACUUCGCUCAGCUCUCAAUUGGAGAAGGCGACGUAGCUGAACACAACCCGGUGGACCAGUUUUCUACUCUUAUCAGCGAGAUGCGUGUUGUGGAUUUCCUCAAAUCGGCUGAUUUUGGGUUGGGUCAACCGGGGGAUGGAGAAGGCCUUCUUGCUGGUGCUAUUCCCACGGCGGAAACAGUCAUAAACGGUAUCGAGAGAAUCACUCCGGAGCUCAUGGCUCUUGGAUAUGCAACAGGAAGGUCAAUUGCCCCGGAUCAUACUGGCGUUUAUCCGCCAACGGACCGGAUAUCUGUAAUUACAUAUUGGUGGGGACUAGAAGUUAUUCUUCCUACCCCCACUAUUGCAUAUCUAGGUACCGUUAAAUCGAUAUCCAAUACCGCAGUGAAUUAUCUCUCUGCAAUCUCUCUCGCUAGCUCGGGUGUUCGCGAAAUUCUUCCUUUUGUUCGGUACAUGGCUCAGUUCAUAGAAUUUGAGUUCAAUGCUAUCAAAGGACAAGAUAAGGGCCAGGGUGUGGUCUGUGCUGCUACAUGGAUAAUGCCGGCUGCAUUAGUUCCCAGACCUUGGGAUUUUCCUACUCCGCCUCUAGCACCGGGUAAAGUUGUUGAGGAACCCAGUGAGGAACCGGCGACCGACAAAGGGGGGGACGUGAAGCCUGACAGCUCUGUCACGAAAGUGCCUCCUGCUCCUGCACCUCCAGCAGCCCCCAAUUCUCCGACCACACCCCCCACUGUGACGAAUCCUCCAGCAAGGGUCCCGCCGUCAGCACCUUAUACCCAACCAGAGGAUGCUUCGACGAAUCAGCCAGCCAUACCCAGUCUCCCCAUUAUGAUUCCCGUGACUUAG